AAUAACUUCCGGUUUGUGUGAAGGUUGGAAAAGGUGAAUUUUGUUUUUGUAUAAGUUCCAAUUACUUUGUGACAUCAUGGGGCAUGGCAACAAUAUUGUCAUUCCUGACUGGCGGGAGUAUAAAAUUGAUGGAAUAAAGGAGCUGGAGAAUUUACAGAAAGCGUUACAAUCGCAAGGUUUAAAGGAUCCAUGGAUCAGGAAUGAAGUUUGGCGCUACCAUCCACAGACGUACAUCGGUCCAGGCCGAGCCGGACUUUACAGCAUCUUCAAAGGCUUCAAGUGGGCAGUCGCAGCCAUGGUGUUGACAGUUGGGGCAGAGAAACUUCUAUUUAACAAACAGUCGGACACUCACCAUACAACUGAGGAGGAAUGAUAAGAAAUUUGUGACAUUAUUACGUACUCAUAGGCUGUUGUUUUUCUUUAGAAGGAUUCCGUGAAACCUGUCGAUUCGUGUCAUUUUGAAACAUUCUGAUGAUCAAUGUGUGUGGAAAGAGUUUUUACUGUAAUGUUUACUUCAAGAAGAGCUCGUGUCCUUCGACUGAAUAUUUCAUCGGGACGAAAACAUCUUAAUGUCAAAUGACACGAUUAAUGUUUGUAACUUUGAAAAAGUAAUUUACGUGACUUGCA
Molecule: messenger RNA, 627 nt
Organism: Gigantopelta aegis
Lineage: Eukaryota; Metazoa; Mollusca; Gastropoda; Neomphalida; Peltospiridae
Product: NADH dehydrogenase [ubiquinone] 1 beta subcomplex subunit 3-like
Exons: 2
Coding region: 77-373 (98 amino acids)
Biological process (GO): mitochondrial respiratory chain complex I assembly; electron transport chain
Cellular component (GO): mitochondrion
Source: RefSeq, a predicted model, not a curated record